CAUGCAGCCACCGGAGCAGAGAGGGAAAUGUUUUUGUAGCUCUCUGAAUCAGUGCAUUGUGCAGGAAUGAGGUCCCCCCUGCUGGCACAUCUUCUUCUUGCCCUGCUCCUGGCAGCAGGGAGAGAUGUAACAGGGGAGGAGAUGGACAGGAAGCCCAACUUUGUUCUGAUGAUGGUGGACGACCUGGGCAUCGGUGAUAUAGGAUGCUACGGUAAUGACACCAUCAGGACUCCCAACAUAGACAGACUUGCUUCUGAAGGGGUUAAGUUGACUCAGCACAUUGCAGCUGCUCCUCUCUGCACCCCAAGCCGUGCUGCUUUUAUGACAGGUCGCUACGCGUUCCGCUCAGGAUUGGGUAGCUUUGGCCGUGUGCAGGUGCUGCUGUUUCUUGCGGGUUCGGGGGGGCUGCCACCCAGUGAGACCACCUUUGCUAAGAGGCUGCAGCAACAAGGAUACACCACAGGCCUAGUGGGUAAGUGGCACCUGGGUGUGAACUGUGAACACAGAGGGGACCACUGCCACCAUCCGAACCAGCAUGGCUUCAGCUACUACUACGGCUUACCGUUCACCCUGUUCAACAACUGUGUGCCUGGAGAGGGAAAUGAUAUCCUGGCAGACUUCGAGCGUACACUCCGAUAUCUGACCAUGAUGCUUGGGGUUGGACUUUUCACACUGGUGUGUGUCCGUGUGUGCGGCCUCCUAGAAGUCAGCCUGCGGCUCUUGGUAGCACUGUUCUUUCUCAGUUUCCUAGCAGUCGCUCUGUGGUAUGCUCCCUUUAUGCUCCUGCAGACUUGGAACUGCAUCAUCAUGAGGAACCAAGAGGUGAUCGAACAGCCAAUGACAGUAGAGACAUUGCCCGAGAGGCUGCUGGGAGAAGCACAAAACUUCAUAAAGAGGAAUGUUGAUCGUCCAUUCCUCCUCUUCUUCUCAUUGAUCCAUACCCACACACCACUCUUUACAACCCCCGCAUUUGCUGGCAAAAGUCGCCAUGGUCGCUAUGGUGAUAACCUAGAAGAAAUGGACUGGAUGAUUGGUAAAAUUACAGAGACGGUAGACUCCCUCGGCCUAGCCAACAAUACACUGAUGUACUUUACAUCAGACCAUGGUGGACAUCUAGAGAUUUCUGAUUCCAGAAGCGGCCAGAAAGGAGGCUGGAACGGCAUCUAUAAAGGUGGUAAAUCUAUGGGAGGCUGGGAGGGUGGGAUCAGGGUGCCUGGUAUUUUCCGCUGGCCUGGCAGACUAGCAGCUGGAAAAGUUGUGGACGAACCCACUAGCCUCAUGGAUCUGUAUCCAACACUGAAAUAUUUGGCCAAGGACACACAACCAGACAGACAAUUGGAUGGAUAUAACCUCAUGCCAGUGUUGGAGGGGAAGGUAGAGCGAUCAGAGCAUGAAUUCAUGUUUCACUACUGUGGAAUCUACCUCAAUGCAGUACGCUGGCACCCACCUGGAAGUGACUCCAUAUUCAAGGUGCACUUUUUCACUCCCAACUUUUCUCCCCCGGGAGCCGGUGGAUGCUACGACACAAAGGUUUGUCUGUGUCAUGGAAAAUUUGUGACGUAUCACAACCCACCACUGCUGUACGACCUGUUCCACGAUCCCUCAGAGUCCCGCCCACUGUCCCCUGAUACUGAGCCACGAUACGCUGAAGUUCUUGAGCAGAUCGUCAAAGCUGUGGCGAGACAUCAGACUACCAUCCCAAACAAGCAGGUGUCUGAUGAUACUCCACAACCCAAUGCAGAUGAACCCAGCGUUGAAAGCCAGAUGACAUGGAACAAGAUUCUGUGGAGACCCUGGCUUCAGCCCUGCUGUGGGACUUUUCCAUUCUGCGGCUGCAAAGAGAACACAACGCAUAUUUAAGGAAAAAAAUCCACCAGACAGUCCUAAAUAAUUGACAAAGAACAGCCUGGAUUUGGUAAAGCUCGUCUUGUAGCUACAACAGGGUUUCACUUUUUCUCAAGAAUUGUUCAGGGUGCAUUCAUGAGCUCUCACCAUUCCAGUACUCCAGAGUAAUUCAGUGAUGUGACUUGAAAAUGUUUGGCUGCAGGCAUGCAAAGUUGUCACCUUUUGGUAAAAUUUGACAUUUGAAUCUAAAAUAGGUCACCUACAUUAUUUGUGUAGAUCCCCUGAGUUUUUGAAAUUUGAGCCGGGGGGUCUGGGUCUAUGAGGAUAGAGUGAUGAGGAAUUAAAUGAGUUUCUGAGUUAUGGGGGAAAAAAAAAGAAAUAAGCUUCUGGAACCUGAGCCGGCCUUAAGGUAAUAACCUCUUACAGUAGCAAAACAGAUGAUAACCUUAGUUGGUUUGUAUAUGUCAAGCUUAGCCUGAUUAGGAUGAGUUGUUCUGAUUUAGAAUUAGCCAUCACAAUUUGGAUUUAACAUUAGGCGAUAGCCUUAUCCUUAUUCCCAUUGAGUGUAAAGUUAGCUAGCUUGUUAUUCCAAAUUCCACUCGUUCACCAACGUUACCAUUUUGCAAACAAAUACAACAUAAGUUGAGCUCCUCCGCCAAAGUGCCAACUAACAAUGCUAGUGUUAGCCCCUAACUGUGCGUUCACACCAAACGCGAUGAACGCCACAAGUUUCCAUUUAAAAUCAAUGUAAAUGACGCGAUGACACGCGAUGUCGCUUCGGGCGACGUGUUUCAGGCGAUAAGAGCGACACGAUGAAGCGAUGACGCGUCCAUCGCCUCAUCACGUGUGUCGCUUGAAGUUGAAAAAUUUGAACUUUUCAAGCGAUAUCGCGUGACGCUGUGCCGCGACAUCCAAUCAGCGUUGAUAUCUUAGCACCUGUUACAUUGAAUUUAUUCUAUGUAUUUCAUUCAUUUUCAUAAAGAAAUUAUAAGCAACUAACCGGAGACAGAUGGACAGGUGCUCCGCAGCUGGGAUGGAGUGCCUGUAGUUGGUGUCCAGGCGGGAGAUCCUCGCACCGAUACGGGCCAACAGGUCCUCAAACUGCGCCAGCGUCAGCCUGAAGUACCGCUGGAAACGACUGUCAUCCAGACGCAGCUCUUGCAGGAGGUGAUGAUAUUCACCCAGCUGUGUGCGUUUCUGGAGGAUAUUGUGAACCCAGACAUGGCGGCGUUUGGGUCUCCGAUCCAAAUCAGAUGUCCACAACAGAUAAAGAGCAGCUACGGUAGUUAACUCAGCCAUGGUUGAUGAGAAAAUAGCAGGAGGUGAAGAAAAUUGCGGGAGGAGGGUUGCGUCAUCGCGAUUGAAGCGAUGAUCAAAAAGGUGACAUUUGUGAUCAAGCGACGAGAUACUCGCGUUACGGGCAAUGACAUCGCGUCCAUCGCGUUUGGUGUGAACGCACAGUAAUGGUUCCAUUUUCUUUAUGCUAAGAUAAUAUUAGCAAGGCUAACACUGACAUAACAUGAUGCAGUAGUGUAGAUAUUUAGCUAACAUGCAAUUACACAACCCCAGCUAGGUUUACGCCUGGCAGAGCCAAAUAUGCACAAUUUAUGUAAAAAUAUACUGUAUAUUAGACUUUUUACAUGCCGUAUCUAUAUAUUCAGUGAGAAAAGGGGAGCACAGAGGAAUGCAAUUAAACAUAAUCAAACACUACCACAAACUAGAGCCUAAAAAUAUAGCGGUUGAAUUAACAAAUUGAAUGAAGAUGUUCUGUUUAUAUAGCAAAACUAUAAUGACAAAAUUCUGUGCGUAAAUUCAAGAUGGGUGGUAACAUCUGUGAUCACUUACUUAACUUGAACUACAGUAUGUGAAUUGAAUGUUCAUUAUCUGGUCUUAUCCAUUUCAGAGUGAGAGAAUUCAGGGAGAAAGAAUCUGCUUUCAAAGGAGAUUGACGCAGGUGUGAGAUUUUUUCGUACAAGCCCUGAACUGAUGCCCCUUACUUUACUUUUAUAGCAGUAAGAUAACAUUAAUUCUAGGGUGAGUUUUCCCGAUAUCUACAUGCUAAAAUCAACUGUAAAUUCACAUGUUAAAGGUGAUAUUUCAGAAAAAUUAUUUUGUCACAUUUUCACCCCUGACGAGUUUGCAUGCCUCUUUGCCUACAGACAGUGUAAAAUCUUGGAUUUCCAUCAAGUCAUUACUUGCAUUUAGAAGCUUUAUUUAAUCUGAAAUUCAAGUUGAUUGCACAAUGCAAUUAAUUGUGUUUUGAUUAAGAUAGAAAGCUUAAAAAAGAUUAUAUCAAUUAAUCAAGCAAUUGAUCACUUACGUGUCACAUGAAGUCAUACCAGGUCUAACUCCAGGGAAAUGCAAUCCAGUCAGCACUCUGAACUUGUAUAUUGCAGUUCAGUCCUUUAUUGCCUCUUCUUUCAUCACUGGCAGCUACUUUAUAAUUGUCCAUGUUUUCAGAUGAGCUGCUGUACAUGCGUUUAUGGCAUUCAGAUUUGUUUUAGUAAUCUAUGGUUUCUGGUGGUGACAUUUUUUAACUGUAGUCUUGGGUACAGUUGCCUUUGUUGUUGUACAAAUUAAAUCCACAACAGACUCAGUGAAUUCAUUAUAUCAUCUGUGACAUUUACAGAGGUGUCCUGGAACGUGCUCCAGUAUUUAAAAUGAAGACACCUUCAAAACUGAAACAAAAUAUUAUUGAAACCGAUCAAAAUUACAGUGAAGAUUAAACAAUGCAAUGACGACACUGUAACAGGGACAAGAGCAUUGUUACACUGUAAACUUGCAAUAGAGCCAAAAAAGAUGCGUCUUUGCAAACAUGAAGGGGAAGUCAGAUGCUUAGAAGUGUGUCAUUCAUCACGUGAAGGAUCUGUUCAGUUUGUGCUCCUAUUUAGUGCAAUAAUAAAAUCAGUGCUUUAAGGAUGGCACAAUAAAAUGUACAUUCCAAAAAA
This is a messenger RNA of Epinephelus lanceolatus (giant grouper), 4793 nucleotides long. RefSeq names its product arylsulfatase H (gene arsh). Gene Ontology annotation, molecular function: arylsulfatase activity. The record is from RefSeq and is a predicted model, not a curated record. NCBI's taxonomy places the organism in Eukaryota, Metazoa, Chordata, Actinopteri, Perciformes, Serranidae.